Molecule: messenger RNA, 3711 nt
Organism: Psylliodes chrysocephalus
Lineage: Eukaryota; Metazoa; Arthropoda; Insecta; Coleoptera; Chrysomelidae
Source: the annotation of a GenBank genome assembly
UGUAAAUGCCAAGAUUCAAAACAAACUAGAGAGAAGUUUGAAAACUACGUUUUUAUUUUCAUUAAAAAUGUUUAUCUACUUAAGUAAGAAGAUUGCUAUUCCAAACAAUACUAAAAUAAACGCUAUCGCUUGGAACAAACUAGAUGGAUACAUUGCUGUUGGAGGAGAGAAUGGUCUUUUAAAAGUUUUAAAAUUAGAUUCAGCUACAGAAAAUGAUGGUAGUGGUAGUAACAAAAGUAGAGGUCUAGCAGCAACUAGUAACUUGUCAAUGAAUCAAGCGUUGGAGGGCCAUACAGAGAACAUACAAGUUUUAGUAUGGAAUGAAUCUCACAAAAAGUUAACUACCAGUGAUGAAAAUGGUGUGAUAAUCGUUUGGAUGCUAUAUAAGGGUGCUUGGUAUGAAGAGAUGAUUAACAACAGAAAGAAAUCGACAGUAGUAGGGAUGUCCUGGAGUGCCGAUGGUCAGAAAAUUUGCAUAAUUUAUGAAGACGGUGCUGUUAUAGUUGGUUGUGUGGGAGGCAACAGAAUUUGGGGCAAAGAACUCAAACAAGUUCAGUUAGCUGGUGUGCAAUGGUCUCCUGACAGUAAAUUUUUAUUAUUUAGUUUAAAAAAUGGUCAACUUCAUCUCUAUGAUAACCAGGGAAACUUUGUAAUGAAAGUAAAUAUAGUUUGUCAUGAUGCAAGCUUUGACGUAAUUCCUAUAGUUGGUUUAGAUUGGUACAAUGGUGUAAAUGGAAAUAUGUAUGCUUUAUGUCCAAAUUUAGCAAUAACAUUUGAAAAUGGCAAAACUCAGCUCAUGAAAAAUGAAAGUGAUACAGCUCCCAUUGUUGUUGAUACAAGAAUGUUUGCAGUACAUUGUUCUUGGAAUCAUAAUGGAUCUCUUUUGGCCAUAUGUGGGAGACAGUUUGCAGAUGAAAAACAAGUCAAUCUUGUACAAUUUUACAACCCUUUCGGAGAACAUUUAAGGACAUUAAAAGUUCCUGGAAAUUCAAUAUCUUGCUGCGUAUGGGAAGGUGGCUCUUUGAGGGUGGCUCUUGCAGUGGAUUCUUUUGUAUACUUUGCCAAUAUAAGGCCAGACUAUAAAUGGUGUUACUUUAAAAAAACAGUGGUUUUUAGUUCUUGCAGACCACAUAAAGCCGGCGUAAGUCUUUCUUUUUGGGAUACCAGCAACAACCAGUGUCACACAAGAUGGGUAUCAGUGUUGUUAGGUAUAGCAGGUUAUGGAGACCAUUGUAUAGUUGCAAUAAGGUCCGAAAAUGAAGACAAUUUGGGAAAGUACGGCCUAAUACUAUACAAUACCCUAGGAACACCGGUUGAUGGAAAAUAUAUCAAUAUUGAACCCAUAAGCGUAGCAAUGAAUUCUUAUCAAGUUUUUGCCGCUUCUAAAAACAAUUUUAUUGUUUGGCAUUACAAAACACCAAAAUCAAUAACAGUGGGCAGUACAAGAAUCAAAAUGUUCCAUAUAGAUGAUAAUCCUUCAGGGGCUGUGGAAAUAAUUCAAGAACUCGAAGGUACCAACACCAUACCUGUUAGUACUCAUGAAACUAUAGAUCCAGUAUGGUGUGUAGUAGCUACCGAUAAAUGCUUAGUUAUAGGCAGAGAUUCUGGUCUUAUCCAGUACUAUGCAUUACCUCACAUAGUACUGACCAACAGAUAUAAAAUUAGUACUAGACCCCAUAAAAUGGCCAUCAAUUCAAAUUCAACACGCUUAUCUGUGAUUGACAUAUCAGGUGUAAUGACAGUUAUUGACAUUUCUGAAGGUAUAGGUCGGCCUUCAACAGGUGCUGAAGGAACUAAACUUGAACGUAAAGAUGUUUGGGCAAUGUGUUGGGCGUCAGACAAUCCACAAUUACUAGCAGUCAUGGAAAAAACGAGAAUGUAUAUUUUUAAAGGGAUAUAUCCUGAAGAACCAGUAGCUUGUUCGGGGUAUUUAUGUAGUUUUAAUGAUUUAGAAAUCCAAGCUGUGUUACUAGAUGAGGUUAUGGAAAAUCCUGAGAAACCUGAUAAGGAUCACAUUAUUAAAAUAGAAGUAAAAAGUCUUAGAGACACAAGGCAGUUAUUGGAAAAAGUUGGCAUAAACGAGGCUUGUCAGUUUGUUGAAGACAACAGACACCCUAGAUUAUGGAGACUGGUAGCAGAAGCGGCUUUAAAAGAAAUGAAUUUAACGAUGGCAGAGGCAUGUUUUGUGAGAUCUAAAGACUAUUCGAAAGUUUUGUACGUAAAAAAACUUGGAGACAUCAACAGUGAAGCUAUCAGGAAGGCUCGAAUAGCUACUUACUUCAAAAAUUUCGAUGAGGCUGAAAAAAUCUACAUGGAAGCAGACAGAAGCGACUUGGCUUUAAAGUUACGCCAAACUCUGGGCGAUUGGUUUCGAGUAAUUCAAAUACUGAAAAACGGAGUUACAGCCCCAGAUUCAUUGCUACAAACGGCUUAUAAUUCAACAGCUGAUUAUUUUGCACAUUUUAACAAUUGGGCAUCAGCUAUCGAAUAUUACGAAUUAGCUAAAAACACAUCUAAAAUGAUCGAAUGUUACUACCAUUUAGAAGACUGGAAGAGUCUGGAAUCCAUGAUAGACUCCCUACAAGAGGCCGAUCCUCUUCUGGAAUUAAUAGGCGAUAUGUUUGCUUCAAGUGCAGUCCAUACAGAAGCAGUCAAGGCGUAUGUCAAAGUUGGAAAAAUGAAAUCCGCUAUAAAUGUAUGCAUUCUACACAAUCGUUGGGACGUAGCCAUAGAUUUAGCGAAAACCUACAAUAUUACAAAAAUUUCCGAAUUAUUGAUGAAAUAUACGAUUCAUCUGGUCGAACAAGGCCAAAUAAUGAAUGCCAUACAGGUUAAUGUUCAGGCUAAAUGCUAUUUGGAAGCUGCCGAACAUGCUUUUAAGUUAGCGGACUUAGAAGCGCAGAAACCUAACAAAAAUUUAUUGAAAAUUAAGAAACACUAUGUAUACGCAGCUAAAUUAACAGAUCUAUACAAAAAACCUGCUGGCUCUGGAGAUUGGGAAAAUUCAAAUGAUUUAUUAAUCGAAAAUGCUUGGAAAGGUGCUGAGGCUUACCACUAUUUUAUAUUAGCUCAAAGAUUUCUGUAUAACGGAAAUCAACACGAAGCAUUGUGUGUUGCCUACAAGCUACAAGAUUAUUCAGAAUACAUUCUCCCCAUAGAUCUGUACUCUCUUUUAGCUCUGGUAGCCUGUGUUGAUCGAUGUUUCGGUGUAUGUUCUAUAGCAUUGAUGAAGCUAAAAGAUCUACAAAACGUAACUGAUGCUGAUAAAUUUCAGUUCGAAAAGUUAUCUUGGGAUAUUUUUAGAAAUUAUGAGCCCUCUAAUCCGGUACAUAAAUUGAUGAAAUGUGAUAACUGCGAAUUAGAUAUUCCUGAUUGGAGCUCUCAGUGUCCUCAAUGUAGAAUACAUUUUCCGACAUGUAUUGCUUCAGGAUGUUCGAUAGUAGGAGAUCCAAUGUGGUUCUGUAAAUCUUGUAAACACCCAGCAUUAGAAAGAAAAAUGUCAUCAUACAUUACAUGUCCUUUGUGUCAUGCCAAAAUCGAAAAAUAAUUAACAUGUAACUUUUCCAUUUUACCCAUCCGUCCUUAUUACAAAAUGAUCUCCUUCAACUUACGAUGUAUUUUUAAAUGUAGAUAUUAAUAUUUAUUUUAAUUUCUUUUUGCUUCUUUUUUGUCGAUAAUACGUGUAUAUGAUUUAUAAAAUUAAUACUAAUA